UCGCCGUCGUCGCUGUCAAAACUGACAACAAAGUGCAUUCUGACGCAAAGUGAACUUUCGUGUCCCGGCGCAGACCCAAAAAAGUCUGGUCUGAAAAAAUUUAUUUCGCCGAUUUGGUCAACCAGAAAGCUUGGGAACGUGAAGCUUGUACGUCUGUGCUUCAUUUAACUUGCCAACCAAAUGGAGCCACUGCUGGACGAUUUGCGGAAUGUCGGGUACGAGGGUCCGUUUCUGGAGACCAACUACGCCUCGACGGCAAUCGGGGGUGGUGCCCAGAGUGGCGAGUUCCAGGAUGUGGUCAUUUAUCUGACCGAUGAGAUCCGGGUGCUGGGGAAGUUGGACGAGAAGAUUUCGAGGAGUGAGGAUGCGAGCACUUUUGUGCUGGAGUUGUCCGGGUUUUUGAAGGAGUUGACUUGUCCGUACGCGGGGUUGACUUCGGGGCACGUUUCGGAUAGGUUGCAGACGUACGAUUCGAAGGUGAUUCUGCUGGACUAUCUGGUUAACGAGUUGAUGGCGAUGAAGAUGAUUGAGGCGUUGAAACCGAAGGAGAAAUCGAACGUGAUUACGUUGUUCGAGUCUCCGACGGCGGCCGCGUUGAAGGACAUUUCGAUUACGCUGGGGCUGGGCAAACCUCCGAAUAAUAUCCCGGCCAAGGUGCUGUUUGAGAAGAUUAACGUCAAACUGGACGAAACGAUCCGGACGGCGGGCGAGAAGCGACUCAGCACUCCGCUGUUUGCUCCCGGCAAGAAUCUCUCCAACGAGCAGUGGAACCGGCUGGACAAGCUGCAGAAAGAUCUGGACACGGAGUACGAUCUGCGGCGCAAGAUGCUGCUCACCCGGCUGGACGUCACCAUCCAGAGCUUCAAAUGGUCCACCCGGGUCAAGGGCAAGGAGGGUCAAAUGUCCGAGCGGUACGCCGAGAAGCGAAAGCUGCUGGAUUCCCUGCAAACGGGGGGUCGCGAUACGGAUCUGCCGGCGCUGCUUGGCGCGCGCGAAACUUUGGCCAUCAUCGAGAAGACGAGCAGCGCGUCGGUGCGUCGCAACACCAAGAGCAAGAUCCAGCGGCACAUUAUCGGGCGCGUUCCCGAUCGCGGAGGACGUGCGUACGAGCACAACCCGCCGCCGCUGGAGAUGCCCUCGUGGCAGACGCAACGUGCCACUGGAGGGGGAGGCGGAGGCGGCGGACGAGGUGGAUUUGGCGGUGGAAGGGGCGGUGGUCACCGUGGAGGCGGAUCUGUCGGAUAUCAAGGAGGUCAUCAACAGCAGGGCGGUUAUCAACCUCAGCAAAGCUACCAAGGAGGAAAUCAAGGCAACCAGGGCGGUGGCGGCGGCGGUUAUCGUGGAGGUCACGGCGGCGGAAGCCGCGUCCAGGGAGGUUGGUCGCAACCGCAGAAAGACUACAACCAGAGCUACAGCAGCAACAGUAGCAGCAGCGGGUACAGUACCGGUUCCGGCCGGGGUGGCGGCGGCAGCUACUCGAGCAGUGAUCAGUACAGCAAUAGUUCGGGCGGGUCGAGUCAUCGUGGAGGUGGUUACGGCGGUGGCGGAGAUUAUCACAACCAGCAAUUCAACCGGAACAAUAGCUACGACGGUGGGAAUCGAGGCGGUAAUCGGGAUCAAGAUAACGAUUACAAUCGUGGCGGAAGUGGUGGUGGUGGUGGCCGGUCCAACUACAACCGAGGAGGGCGUCGCUAAAGGGCGAUUCCAUGACCUAUCCAGGUAUGUUUGUGUGUGCGUGCGUUGCAUUUGAGAUUGUUCCUUAAAAAAUGAGAUCUGCUAAUACUUUGAAACGUGUCUCGAUAAAGUGUGCGGCAAAUUUAAAACACAUUCGCAUGAUGUGGUUCAACAGUAGAAAGGUGUGCCUAGUUGUGUGCGCUCCUUUUUAUUUAAGUUC
Culex pipiens pallens (northern house mosquito) is the source of this 1894-nucleotide messenger RNA. RefSeq names its product protein FAM98B-like. The transcript has 4 exons. Lineage: Eukaryota; Metazoa; Arthropoda; Insecta; Diptera; Culicidae. The record is from RefSeq and is a predicted model, not a curated record. Bases 181 to 1695 code for a protein of 504 amino acids. Gene Ontology annotation, cellular component: tRNA-splicing ligase complex.